Solenopsis invicta (red fire ant) is the source of this 2869-nucleotide messenger RNA. RefSeq names its product nucleoplasmin-like protein ANO39. The record is from RefSeq and is a predicted model, not a curated record. The transcript has 5 exons. NCBI's taxonomy places the organism in Eukaryota, Metazoa, Arthropoda, Insecta, Hymenoptera, Formicidae. Bases 164 to 874 code for a protein of 236 amino acids.
UUCUCCUCCCUUCUCCCUUACCGACCGCCAUAUUGUUUGCGAUACUUCGUGUGCACGCAUUCCGGUUCCUCGUCGUUCUUGCUAGCGCGUGUCGCCCGCGUAACGACGCUCUUCUCGCGGACGGUGUCUCGAAAAAUCGGCAAACAUUUCGCGCAAGGGCAACAUGAAGAAGAUCAAGGACUAUUCGGACGAGGAUGAUUACGAGGUGGACGAUCCGGACUAUCCGGAGGUCGAGGGUGCCUCCGAGGAGGAGUGGACUCCGGAGGCCGGGACCGAGGCUGGCAGUAAAAUAAGGCCACAGAGAGGAAUGGCAAAAAAACGACAGCACUCCGAAGAAGAGGACGAGGAGGAAGAAGAGGAGGAGGAGGAAGAUGAAUUUGAGGAGGAUGAAGAAUCUGACUCUGAUGGAGGGAAAAAGUCAAAGAGAAAAAGGCGCUCUAAGAAAGAGGACGAUGAAAAGGAAGACGAGGAAGAAGAGGAUUCUGAUGACAACAGUUACAAUGAAUCAGGAGAGACUCCAAAAGAAUAUACAUCUGGUUCAUUCGUUCUUGCGAAAGCUGACCUUGAAUCUAAUAAGAAUAAGGAAGAUAACUUAUCUAGUAAGGGUAAGUCCGACGUAGAAUCGAGCGCUUAUCCAACCUUGUGGAGGAUAGAUGGAAAAGCAUUGCUCCAAAAGUUUCUACCUUUUGAAGAAGAUGGAAAAGUACUGUACAAAAGCACAACGACGUAUUCUGGAUGGCAACAAAGUAACAAAGACAAUUACAUAGCGGUCCAGGUGUCCUUUAAAGUGCAAAGUAGACAAGAGACAAUUGUUGAACUUCAUUUUGAUCCAUCGCAACAACAAGAAGUUGUAAAGGAUGAUAAAGAAGACUAAAUUAGAUUGUGUUUGCCCUUAUUUGUUUAUAUACGUCUUAAGAAAACAUAUGUUGUAAGCAAAGAUAAGACAAAAGCAUCCACAUCUACAUGUACACUAUCCACGAACAUAUUUACAGUUUACACGUACACAUGGAUGAAGUUUAUGACAUGGUAUUGUGUAGCAGGUUCAUAUUUAAAAUAUAAGAUUGGAUGGACCAUGGUUCUGAAUUUAUUACUGAAAAUUAGCUUUAGCUAAUAAUUGAUAUCUCUGACAGAAUAUACGUGUGAGCUUCAAUUACCAAGAGAACUACUCGCAAGCAUGCGUCGUAUUUACAGAGUUUAGUAAAUGCGAUAUCCAAUAAUUUGAGGAUAAUUUGCGUCUUCGACAGAAAUUCAAUGUUACUAGUGUAAAGGAUGCAUGUUGAUGUUCAAUUUUUUUUUGUAAUGUAAUUGUUGGUAUGUUCGUUAUUUAAACUCUAUUUUACAGUUGCAGCAUUGGCCUUGUGACCUAUGUAGCCAUUUAUAGCGUGCCCUUAGUUAGAAACAAAUGGGGACUAUCAUUCAUAUCUCAUAUUACAAUAAAGAGAUAAUUUCAAAUUUGAUACAAAGAAACGGUAUAAAUUGAGUCUUAUAAAUUACGUUGAUUAUAAAUAUGACUAAUAUACAUUGCGAUAAAUAUUAUUUUUAUAUAUACAUCUUUUUUGGAUCAGAUUUAGAAUUGGAAAAAAAAAAUGUUAAUGUCCAAGAAAUGUAAAGAAAAAGGACUUUACACAAAAAAAUAUUUCUUACUGUUCCCAUAACUGCUACGGGCGAUGCUAGUCUUGUGUGUCGCUUAAUCAUAAGAUGUGUAACAAAAACUAACAAUUACACUUUCAGAAUAAUUUGCAUUGAUAUGUUUUAUUGAGUUUGUAAAGAGGAUCAGUUGUACAGAGUUAUAUUAUUAUUGACGAUCAUAUUUUGUCACUUUUUUUCAAAUAGUUCGUUCUCGUGGUAUAUCUACAAAAUUGUUAUUUCGCAUAGUUCUCAUGUUGUUUUCUAAGAACCGACAUAGUUUCGCAAUUAUUUUUGACAAGUAAGAGUACAUUUAAAAUAAAUACCUGGAUACUUUAUAGUAUAAGCAGUUUGUUUCUAUACGAAGUGUUGUAAACAGUAAAUUUAGUGGCAUAAUUAGUUGAUAAAUUCGAUAGAUGAGAGUUAUGGUUAAUAUACAAAGAAAAAUAUAAAACUCAAUUGUGGUAAAUAUUUAUUGAGUUCUCCCACAAUUGUACAUUGUACCUUAAUAAUACAACGCAUCUAUUUUGUUUGUAUAAUUACUUUCUGGGAUAGUUUAAAUAAGUAAUACUUCUAUAGUAAUCUUAGUAGGAUUUCAUCAUUUGAUAAGAUUGUAUAAGAACUUAGAAAAUAUAUCAUAGAUAGACUGAUUUAUCAUGUAAAAUGUGGAUGUUUAUUAUGGAAAAUCUAUUAUGUAAAUGUUAACAAAAUUUUUCAUUUGUAUUGGACCGGUUUUUUUUAACAAUUUUGUAUUUUUAUGCAAACUAUAUGAUUUUAUCGUAUAUCAUGACAAAAUAAAGUGCAUUUUUCUUUAUUAAACGAUAUUAUGUGACUUAAGGAAAAUUAAAUUCGCAUUUAGUAAUAUCAAAUAAACUUCCAAUUGAUGUUAGCAUCUUAAGCAAAAUUAAGUAAAAAAAUGGACAGACUUAUACAUACAUUUCAUAAUAUAUAUAUUAAUUUAAUGUAUUUAACUUUUUAAUCUUUUCUUCUCCCUUCCUGAAUAUAUUUUUGUAGGUAAUAGUGUUUCGUUAUUAAUAUUAAAUAAUUUGCAUUUGGCUGAUCUCAAGAACGAGCCUGUUGUAUUGUUUUGUUUUAAUUUACAUCGUCCUUUUAUUUUAUUUAUUAAAUCGCAGAUUUCUUUUAGUAUAUUAGACUACUGAUCCCGUUGUUAGAUUAAAGUUAAAUAAAUGUACAUUGUCUAUAUCUAUAAUGUGAUAUGUGGAAAUAUACUAUUAUUCAAGAA